AUGUUUCCAUUCGUGGUGUUAGCUGUUGCUUUUGUGCAAUGCACGGCCCGAAGUCUUCCUAAUUUUCUCGUAGAGGAUGAAGAACUCUUGAAAAUGUCGAAAAUACUAAGAGCCAAGGAUGUUAACAAAGCCGGGCCCGGUCAAAUACUCAUCAAUUAUCAACUUCAGGUGCAGUCCAGAGAAGGAAUGGACAGUGCAGCUAAACCGUUCUUCACCAGGGUUUCCAGCGAACUCCUCAACAAGCCGUCGUAUAAACGUUUCAUCAACAUGAUGAACAAUUUCUACAAAGAGAUUGGUAUUCCUGAACCGCGAGUUUCUAAAAAACAAGAACGAGAAGAAAUUUCCUUGUUCCUAGACACCAUUCUGGCAACGAAGCCGUGGAAGAUACUCUAUAAAUUUCUCCAGACAAAGAAUCAUCCAUUCGCAGAAGAUCGUGACACUUUCCGAAACAGUAUCAAACAUUUAUGGUUUGAUCACUACUCACGCGCUCGGGGAGAGCUGGACACUUCCGGUUUUGAGCACGUUUUUAUCGGAGAGGAAGAUCAUGGCAUGGUUUCUGGACUUCACAACUGGGUACGAUUUUACAUGCUUGAAAAGAACCCGGCUGAAAACUUUGACUAUAAAGGAUAUAAUGAGAAAAAAGGAUAUGUGAUGGCUGGAUUGACAUUCAUGUGGGGUAAUGCCUUCAAGUGGAAUGGAUCGAUAUUGAUUGGAACUUCACCAGAAUAUGAAAUGGCAUUGUACACCAUGUGCUUCCUUUCCAGAAGAGAAAAAGAUCCUUGCAAGAUUGAACUAGAUGGGAUCCCACUAUCAAUCAACAGUUAUGCUACGGUUCAGAACAGGGAGGUAUACAUAAGCACUAUAUAUCCUACCAUUAGAAAAAGGACGCAGAGAAAAAACAAGAACAAACCCAUUAGAAAAACGCAGAGAAAAAACAAGAACAGACUUUUGGGCCUACGCAAAAAAAUCGCAAUCAUCUCAAAAAUCAACGCGCUGCGCCGGCAAAAAGAGCUGGUUGAUUAAUUACGCUCAUUAUCGCAUUACUCAUUUUCAAAGUCUCUGCAAACAAUCUGGGUCAUCAUGGACAUUGCUCACAAUUUGUGCCAUCAGAAUAAAUGGGUAAUAAAGAGUGCUACAAU
Molecule: messenger RNA, 1139 nt
Organism: Cylicocyclus nassatus
Lineage: Eukaryota; Metazoa; Nematoda; Chromadorea; Rhabditida; Strongylidae
Source: the annotation of a GenBank genome assembly